This is a messenger RNA of Ambispora gerdemannii, 1919 nucleotides long. The record is from the annotation of a GenBank genome assembly. Lineage: Eukaryota; Fungi; Glomeromycota; Glomeromycetes; Archaeosporales; Ambisporaceae.
AUGGCUGACACAGAAUAUCCGUUCAACAACCCACGUCCCGCGUUUAAGGAUAGAGUAAAUGAAUCAUCUCAACACUUUCCAGAAUAUGCUGCAAAAUAUGUGACAUCCUUAUUUCCGAUUCAAGACUGGAUCUUACGCUAUAAUCUAAUUUGGUUUAUUUCUGACUUGAUUGCCGGACUAACAGUUGGUGCAGUAGUAAUUCCGCAAGGAAUGGCCUACGCCAAAGUUGCUGAAUUAACCCCUGAAUAUGGUCUAUAUACGUCCUUUGUGGGCGUCUCCAUUUAUGCUUUGUUUGCUACAUCCAAAGACAUAACGAUUGGACCGACAGCUGUCAUGUCACUAUUGUUGGGUCAAAGUAUCGUGAAAAUCCAAGCUGAUUGGCCUAAUCCGGAUCCUAAGCAUCCGGUGUAUUCUAAUGUUGAAAUUAUAACUGCUUUAUCUUUAAUUGCUGGUCUUAUUUCAGCUAUUCUCGGCUUCUUACGUCUUGGAAUUCUUGUUGAUUUCAUUCCUUUUCCUGUAAUUGCUGGUUUCAGUACCGGAUCAGCUAUCACUAUUGCGAUUGGUCAAGUUUGCAAAUUGUUGGGUAUAGUUGGUAUUAAUUCAAAAGAAUCAGGAUAUCUGGUCCUGGGUAAAACUCUUAAAGCACUCGGCGGAACUAAAAUCGAUGCAGUAAUGGGAAUAUUUUCAUUGAUACUCUUAUAUGGUGUCAAAUAUGCAUGUCAGUUUUGUGGAAAAAGAUGGCCAAGAUAUGAACGUACCUUCUUUUUCAUUUCAAUUCUCCGAAACAUCGGCGUUGUAAUUCUUGCAACGGUUAUCGCCUACAUAGUCAAUAUUGGAAAAAAAACCAGUCCAAUCGCUAUUUUAAAGACUGUCCCGAAAGGUUUUAGUCAUGUUGAAACUCCACCUGUGAAUAGUGAAGUUAUAAGUCACAUCAAAAGUUAUAUUCCGAUUGUUGUUAUUAUCUUGAUUUUGGAACACGUCGCCAUAUCCAAAAACUUUGGGCGAAUUAACAAUUAUACUAUCAACCCAAGUCAAGAGAUGAUUGCAAUUGGAAUUACAAACAUUAUCGGACCAUUCCUUGGGGGUUACGCUGCUACCGGUUCUUUCUCACGCACAGCUCUUAAAUCAAAAUCUGGUGUACGAACUCCACUUGCGGGUAUUUUCUCCGCCAUAUUGGUCGUUUUGGCCUUAUUCUUCUUGACAUCCGCUUUCUACUAUAUUCCGGAUUCUGCGCUUGGCGCUGUGAUUAUUCAUGCUGUAUUGGAUUUAGUGUCACCGUGGAGAUACAUUAUCGGUUUAUACAGAAUUCAAUUCUGGGAUUUCGCAGUAUUUGUUGUGGGGGUAGUUUUCACCUUCUUCACUACCAUUGAAAUUGGAAUAUACGUAUCAACGGGAUUAGCUCUUGUAGUUUUGUUGGUCCGAUUGGCGCGACCCCAAAUUGAAGCAUUAGGACGAUUCCCAUUAGGAGGCGACAAUCAACCAAAAUACGCUUACGUUCCACUUGAUCACCCAUCAUUCACUGCAGCCUCAAAUCCACCUUCAGGUGUUCUCAUAUUCCGACUCGGUGAAUCACUUACUUAUCCAAACGCCAGUUUUAUUGAUGAACAGAUUGUCGGGUACGCAAAAAAACAGACUCGACGAUUCUUCGAACGAGCAAAAAAGAAAGGAGAUCGACCAUGGAAUGAUGCAGGUGGAAAUGAUGACGAAAAUGAGAAAGCACCAAGAUUACGUGCUGUUAUAUUCGACUUUGCAGGUGUCAAUGUGAUUGAUUCGACAGGUGCCCAAGCGCUGACUGAUAUUCGAAAAGAGUUGAAUAAAUAUGCAGCCCAUAAUGUUGAAUUUCAUUUCGCCAAUCUUGCAAAUGAGAAUAUUCAAAAUGCUCUCCGGCUCACUGGAUUUGGAUCAUUAGAACCAUUAGC